AUGGAGCCCCGGAUAUCUUCGCCUUCUCGUCAGUGGAAUGUCCCUUCCUCCGUUGCAUUCAGAUCACAUGACCAGAUCUGGCCUGAACCACUAGAUACUCCUGGAUAUGUUCCCAGUCAUCUCAAGCGCGCCGCAACUGGCCAAUUUCCGAUUUUGGAGCUCAUCCAGCGCCUGCUGUACCGCCUUAAACCCAGUGGCAUGGGUGAGGUGGAGAGAAUACUUGCUUUCAUUGGUCUAUACCAAGCCUUAUACCCAGCUUAUACGUAUCUGAAGGAUUUUUUCAUGUGGAUGUGUACUGCACAAGUCACUAUCCCAGAAGCUGAUCCUGUGGCAAAAGAGAUACUCGCUUGGAUAGGCUCAGAGGUUAUCACAAAAAGUCAUUCACGAAGCGCUAUGCUCAUCACUGGUGGCAUACAGGGUUCUCAUCAGGCAUUUCCCCCUGUAAUGAUGCCCUCUCCUCCGGGAGCGUCAACGCACAAGAAGGAUGACGGUAUCUUUUGCCUCUCACCCGUUGGUACACGACUCUUCUGGAUCGGCUUUCGCCCAUUUUUCUUCUCCCGCCGGGGUGUUCAGAGCUUUCGGAAUAAUGCAUUGACAUCUGCUAAUGCAAUACACGAUAGAAGCCAAUUUCAAAAUGCCAUUACCCUCACAACUCUAGGAUGGAGUCUCAGACCGUUACAAAACUUUGUGGAAAUGUGCCAUGACUUCAAGCUGAAGCACCUUACUGGCACCACUACGGUUUACUUUGCAGGCAUUAGCCGCAAUGAUCCCUACGGGAGCGGCUGGCAAUCCGUAUCCAAGGCCGUCCGCAAACUGGACACCAUCGACAUGGACGAAGACGUCAAAUUCGAUAUCGUCAGAGAUGCCGAGUACUACUACAGUGAUGAGUCGCGAGCCUUUUUCGCCGACUGUGGAAUUCCUUACAGACGCGGAUAUCUCUUCCACGGACCCCCCGGCACUGGCAAGAGCUCUUUCAGCGCUGCACUCGCAGGACAUCUGAGAUGCGACAUUUACCACAUUAGCCUAUCGAACGGUACCAUCAGUGACGACGCCCUCCAUCGCCUCUUUUUGGGCCUUCCACGCAAAUGCAUCGUGGUCAUUGAGGACAUAGAUUCCGCCGGUAUCGGCCGCGAAAACACAGCUUCACGAAGAGCAGCGCGCGAAGAACGAAUGCAUUGCUACAUCCCGAACGACGUCCUCGAAACAGACGCCUUUGAAGAACUAAUCCCUCAAAAACGCCCCGCGUCAACUUCAUCCUCUCGCAACCUAGUCACGCUAAGCGGUCUCUUAAACGCCAUCGACGGCAACGCUUCGCAAGAAGGUCGACUACUCAUCAUGACAUCAAACGACCCUGACGUCCUCGAUCCGGCCCUCACUCGUCCCGGUCGCAUAGACAAAAAAGUCUAUUUCGGCAACAUGACUAAAAGCGCAGGAAAGAGCAUCUUUAAGCGCCUGAUAGGGAGAUCUGCAAUGGCAUAUAAUUCGGGCUUUACUGCUGCGCAAAUUGCAAUGUGGGCGGAUGAGUUUGCGGACAAGGUGCCGUCGAAUGUUUUUUCCCCAGCACAAGUUCAAAACUUUCUUCAGGGCUGCCGCGGUGACCCGAUCAAGGCGUUGAACGAUAUCGAGGCGUGGAUUGCGGAGAAUCGCCCUUCACGUGUGAGUGGGGCGUUUGAUAGUAAAUUCGACUUGUCGCUAUCAGGAAGUGAGCCAGAUUCAGGGUAAGCAGACGCUGGCUGAGGAUGUGGAUGAUGAAGAAAAGGUAGCGUCAGGUGCUGGUAACGUAUCCCGGUCUAGUCUAUCAUGUACAAUA
Molecule: messenger RNA, 1810 nt
Organism: Bipolaris maydis ATCC 48331
Lineage: Eukaryota; Fungi; Ascomycota; Dothideomycetes; Pleosporales; Pleosporaceae
Product: P-loop containing nucleoside triphosphate hydrolase protein
Biological process (GO): protein insertion into mitochondrial inner membrane from matrix; mitochondrial respiratory chain complex III assembly
Cellular component (GO): mitochondrial inner membrane
Molecular function (GO): ATP binding; ATP hydrolysis activity
Source: RefSeq, a predicted model, not a curated record